AGUAGCGACCAUUUCCAUUGGCGUUAGGGAGUCCUUGGAGCGCUGUGUUGGGACCGUGGUGGUGACUGGAUCCAGGAGGUCGAGAGUCGUUCUUCUCUUUGCACAGACGUGACUCUGCAGCUCUUUAACGGCGCCCGCUGCUCUCAACCCAGCUUACCCCACGUGGUCCCAUGGCGGCGGCCGCGCUAAGGUUCCCCGUUCAGGUAAUUGUGGCGCCUUCCGUGCUCUCCGGUCACCUCCUAGUCACACAAGUCCUAAAGCAGCGAGGGAGCGGCACCUGUUUACGGCUCUGCAACCCGGACCCGGCGUCGGGACACUGAGGCGCUCUCGGGAGGGAUCCCUGUUUCAGACACCCGUGGGAUGCGGUGGGGAGAGCGACAGGGCACAGUGACUUUUGAAGACGUGGCUGUGAAAUUUACCCAGGAGGAAUGGAAUCUCCUUAGUGAGGCUCAGAGAUGCCUGUACCGUGAUGUGACGCUGGAGAACCUGGCACUUAUGUCCUCCCUGGGUUGUUGGUGUGGAGUGGAAGAUGAGGCGGCACCUUCUAAGCAGAGUAUUUAUAUACAAAGAGAGACUCAGGUCAGGACUCCUAUGGCAGGUGUGUCUCCCAAGAAGGCCCACCCCUGUGAGAUGUGUGGCCCGAUCUUGGGAGACAUUUUGCAUGUGGCAGAUCAUCAGGGAACACAUCACAAGCAGAAACUGCACAGGUGUGAGGCCUGGGGGAAUAAAUUGUAUGACAGUGGAAACUUUCAUCAGCACCAGAAUGAGCACAUUGGAGAGAAACCCUACAGAGGGAGUGUUGAGGAGGCGUUGUUUGCGAAGAGGUGUAAGUUGCAUGUGUCAGGGGAGUCAUCUGUCUUCAGUGAGAGUGGGAAAGACUUUUUGCUCAGGUCAGGAUUACUCCAGCAAGAGGCCACUCACACUGGGAAGUCAAACAGCAAAACUGAGUGUGUGUCUCUGUUUCAUGGGGGAAAAAGCCAUUACAGCUGUGGAGGAUGCAUGAAACAUUUUAGCACCAAAGAUAUACUCAGUCAGCACGAGAGACUGCUCCCUACAGAAGAACCUUCUGUGUGGUGUGAAUGUGGGAAAUCCUCUAGCAAAUAUGACAGCUUCAGUAAUCAUCAAGGAGUUCACACUAGAGAAAAACCUUAUACGUGUGGGAUAUGUGGGAAAUUAUUUAACAGUAAGUCCCACCUCCUUGUACACCAGAGAAUUCACACUGGAGAGAAGCCAUAUGAGUGUGAGGUUUGUCAGAAAUUUUUUAGGCACAAGUACCACCUCAUUGCACACCAGAGAGUUCACACUGGAGAAAGGCCAUAUGAAUGCAGUGAUUGUGGGAAGUCAUUUACCCACAGCUCUACAUUCCGUGUUCAUAAGAGAGUUCACACUGGUCAGAAGCCUUAUGAGUGCAGUGAAUGUGGGAAAUCUUUUGCCGAAAGCUCCAGUCUCACUAAACACAGGAGAGUUCACACUGGAGAAAAGCCUUACGGGUGCAGUGAAUGUGAAAAAAAAUUUAGGCAAAUCUCUUCACUUCGUCAUCAUCAGAGAGUUCACAAAAGAAAGGGCUUAUGAGUGCAGUGAGUCCAGUCUCAUUAAAUAUUGGAGAAUACACACCUGAGUAAGAUCCUGUGAUUGCAGCAAAUGUGGAAAAUGUUUACCCAAAGGUCUGCUCUCCUUGGAUAUUGGAGAGUUCACACUAGAGAAGAGUCCUUACAAGUAAAAUAAAUUUGGGCAGUUUUGUAGCCACACCUCUGUAUUCCUUCAGGAUUAUAGUUAACACUGAAUGAAGGCCUUACUAGUGUGACAAAUACAGGAUAUUUAUCCAGAAGUCUGGCUGCAUAACUCACAGGAGAGCUGUCAUGUGGGAGGAUUGCUACAUGGGAGGAUUUGCUUGAGCCUGGGAGGCAGAGGUUGCAGUGAGCCGAGAUUGCAACACUGCAGUCCAGUCUGGACCACAGAGUGAGACCCUGUUUCAAAAAUAAAAUAUAUAAAUGACAUCCAAUAAAGUAUGCAUAUUUGAGCUGUAGGAUAAGUCUUGAAUUUUCUUUUUCUUUUUUUUGAGACAGCCUCGCUCUGUCACCCAGGCUGGAGUACAGUGGCAUAAUCUCGGCUCACUGCAAGCCCUGCCUCCUGGGUUCAUGCCAUUCUCCUGCCUCAGCCUCCCUAAUAGCUGGGACUACAGGCAACCACCACCACUCCUACCUUUUUUGUAUUUUUAGUAGAGAUGGGGUUUCACCCUGUUAGCCAGGAAGUUCUCAAUCUCCUGACCUCGUGAUCUGCCCGCCUUGGCCUCUCAAAGUGUUGGGAUUGCAGGCGUGAGCCACUGCUCCUGGCUUGAAUUUUCUUAUAAUCCCAUGAAACCAUCAUCAGAGUCACAAUAAUGAAUUUAUCUAAUCUAUCACCUUUGUAUUCACCUGGAGCCUUUAUAAAGUUUUUCUCUAUGCAGACAACCAUUGAUUUACUCUGCUGUAUAAUACUUUCCAUUUUCUAGAAUUUUCUGACUGAUGUAAUAAAGUGUUUCCUCUUAUAA
Messenger RNA from Homo sapiens (human), 2530 nucleotides. RefSeq names its product zinc finger protein 552 (gene ZNF552). The transcript is spliced from 3 exons. Gene Ontology annotation, biological process: regulation of DNA-templated transcription. The record is from RefSeq and is a predicted model, not a curated record. Lineage: Eukaryota; Metazoa; Chordata; Mammalia; Primates; Hominidae. Gene Ontology annotation, cellular component: nucleus. Bases 361 to 1572 code for a protein of 403 amino acids.